Eimeria maxima is the source of this 453-nucleotide messenger RNA. RefSeq lists its product as hypothetical. Lineage: Eukaryota; Apicomplexa; Conoidasida; Eucoccidiorida; Eimeriidae. The transcript is spliced from 2 exons. Bases 1 to 453 code for a protein of 150 amino acids. The record is from RefSeq and is a predicted model, not a curated record.
AUGCAGCAGCUGAAUCACCUACACAAACUAGGGAUCCAGCAGCAACUGCAGCAGCAACAGCAGCACCUGCUGCAGCAACAUCAUCACCUGCAGCUGCAGCAGCAGCAGAACCAUUCUCACCAGCAGCAGCUGGGGGAUCCAUCUCCGUGGCACCAACACAACAACCACCAGCAGCAACAACAGCAGCAGGUGCAGCAGCAGCAGCAGCAGCAGCAGCAGCAGGAUCAGAAGGCAAUUCACCUGCAGCAGCAGAUGCAGCACAAACUCCUGGUGGACCAGGAGGGAGCCAACAGGAUCAGCAGCAACAGGAACAGCAACAGCAACAGGAUCAGCAGCAGCAGCAACAGCAGCAGGAACAGCAACAGCAGCAGCAGGAAGCACCCCAAACAACCGAUCUGCUUCUCUCCAUUCGAUACUCUAGAGACGAUAUUGUUUCCUUGUAUACAUGUAUAA